AAUUUGGAUAGAAAUCAAACUUCCGGCAUAUGAUUUUUUGCUGCAGUCAACUAUUAUGCUCUUUAUUUCCUUAAUUUAUUACAAGAAGCGCAAGUUUUUACAAUUUUGUUAAAGUUUAGUUUACAUUAAGUAUUAUGGCUUUUAAUUUUGGUGGUGGCACAGCGCCAAAAACAUCCCUUUUCGGUACACCAACUACCUCGACGACUACAGGCUUUGGAAGUUUUGGCACUGCGACGGGUUUUGGUACAGGGACUAGUGGUGGUCUAGGAUCAUUUGGAACUGGAACUACUCCAAGUUCAAUUGGUGGAUUUGGAGCUGCCACUACAACAUCGUCAGGCAUAUUUAGUGGAUUUGGGACCUCAACUUCACAAUCACCUUUUUCAUUUAGUACUCCUGCAACAUCAACGGCUACAGGUUCAGGUGUGUUUUUUGGAGAUUGCAAUUCUGUUAAAUAUUAGGCAUUGUCUACACGUCCGGCGCGCAGGACAUAUAUCUCCCGCACUAUUUGUCCGGCGAUCAAGUCACAUGACCGCUGUAACAAAGUGGCGAGAGAUAUCUUGUCGGUCAGCCUUGUCACGUGAAUGCGAAUGAUUCAAAACUUUGUUAAUUUUAAAAUCUAUUUCUCUACCAAGUAAUGUACUGAGUAUCUUGAAUGCAAAUAAUAGAAAAAAACUUAAGUGAAAGUGGCUUGUAAACAUUUUUGUUUAAGUUUGUUAUUUGAGUUCGUGUACCAGUAAUCGAAUAAAAUAAAUUAGGGGCCAGUGGAGUAGACCACCAAUAAAAGUAAAAGAUUUCAUUUUAAAUUGUUUCAAUUGCUACAAGAUAUUUUAAAACUUCUCAUGAAACUACUAUUGCUGAUGAACAUGAUACUAUAAAUAUAGUAUAAAAUAUUUUAAAUUAAAAUGGGAAAAAAAAUAAUCCUAUACCAGGUAUUGAUCCUCAAAUAAUAAUAACGUCAAGCGACCACUCUACCACAAGACCACACAAUAUCUGCCUAAUUGCACUUCGUUCAGAAUAAUAACAACUACUAGCCGUCCGGCGGUCACGUGACAUGCCGCCGGACGUAUAUCUCGCGCACUAUUUGUCCGGCGCGCUGGACGUGUAGACACUUCGUAAAUAUUAUUAACCAUUCAUUUACUUAAAUUUAUUAAAAUUUACUUGUUUAUUAAAAAUAUGGGCCUUGUCCUUUGUUUUAGUAUUGUCUUUCAAGCAUAAAUACAGACAGCUGGCAUUAUUCUUUUAUAUAACAAUUCUAUUUUUUUUAAUUUUUAAACUACGAUCACUGAGAGAAAGAUGUACAGAGGUAAAUUUGGAUUGUUCGCCAUGUCACGGCAUGUACAUUUUAUGCAUAAGAUUAAUAUAAUUAUUUUUAUAAGAUUAAAUUCCUUUAUUUAUCAAAAUAAAUGGAAAUGUACUUUGAUUACAUUGUACAUGUUCAUUUUUAGCACAUGGAUAAAUAUUCUAAGCAAGACAAAAAUUUUAAACUAGCACAGUUUAAACACAAGACAUCUAAGGAAUUUCUCAAGCGCAAAAUUUAGCCCUCCUGAAUCAUCAUAAUAAUAAUAAUUAUAAAGUUUAUUUCAAAAACACGCUUCAUCCCCAAAGGCUCGAAGCGCGGUACAAAGUAAAAAAAAAACCAAAAAAAACAUACUAUAAUGUACCACAUUUAAAACUGUAAAUUUCACUCUCUUAGUGACAUAAUAGACUUAAAGAGUGAUUGUUUGAUUUUGUUACAGUCGGGGGAACAAAAGAAUGUUUAUAUCUUUCUGUCCUAACUUUGAGGUAAAGAAUUUGCCCUGACGCGCCCUGUUUGAGCUGAUCUAAUAAAUCUGGAUGAAAAGAGUGGGAUGUAUGAGCCAAAUUUUUUGUAGUUUUACGAAUGCAUCAUAUUACUGGCUUUCUUGACAAGUCUAUUUAAUCAGUGUUUGAAGAGAAACAAUGAAUUCCCACAAAUACAGGUAAUACUGAAGUUAAAUAGGCUUCCAGUAGUCAGUAGUGGUAUUGUAGAGCACUUCUUUAAUUUGUGCAUCUGCAAUCUUGUGAUGUCAACCACAAGAUAGCAGACACGCAAAUAAAAGUAGUAUUUUGCAACUUUUAAAUAAAAAAAAUAUUACAAUGACGUCAUCAAAUAUAAAAAUAGCUCACUCAAGCACCAAAGGGAUCUCCUUACCAUUCAUUACAAACAGACCCUACCCUAAAUUCUGUGAAACAAGAUACCCCCAUUACAUGAAACACUCGGGUAAGCACUUACUCAGUGCCUGCCAUUUAACAGGGUUGUUAAUGCUGGAGACAUCUUUUUUCACUAUUUUAUAUUUGUUUUUUCUUGUUCAUUUUGAAGAGCUCUGCAUUUCCUCCUUACCAUUCAUUAUAAACAGACACUACCCUAUAUCAGUGAAACAAGAUACCCCCAUUACAUGAAACACUCGGGUAAGCACUUACUCAGUGCCUGCCAUUUAACAGGGUUGUUGAUGCUGGAGAUAUCUUUUUUCACUAUUUUAUAUUUGUUUUUUCUUGUUCAUUUUGAAGAGCUCUGCAUUUCAUAUACCAUGGUUCAGUCCUCCAUUCCGGAUUUUAAAAAAAAACAUCAAAAUUCCCUUUCUAGCUUUGUUAUUAGUUUUUCGGGUAUAAAUUUUUCAACCAUGAGCUUGUUUAUCCAUUUUUUAAAUUUAUUAUGAAUUACACCUCAUUAUGUUGUAACCCAUUUCUGUUCUUUUUUUCCAAUGAUUGAUAAUCAAUAACAUAAUUGAUUUAAUUUCUUAUAGGCUUUGGAACAUUUGGGGCUGCAACUGGUGGUUUUGGAAGUGGUCUUGGAUCAACAGGAACAAGUGGAUUCGGGGGUUUUGGGAGUGGAUCUGGCUUCGGAGCUACUGGAACAGGUACAUCAACUUUUGGAAGCGCUGGACAACCAGCAUUUGGGACAUCGACACCGUCUCUUUUUGGUACAUCUGGAGCUUCAACAUUUGGUACGGCUGCACCUACAGGAUUUGGCACCACAGGCCAGUCGGGUUUUGGUACUUCAGGCCAAUCGGCUUUUGGUACUGCAGGCCAAUCGACUUUUGGCACUGCAGGCCAAUCAGCUUUUGGCAUAGGACAAUCUACAUUUGGAAGUACUGGCACAAAUACCUUUGGUUCAGCUGGAUCAACAUUUGGUGCCACUGGUACCUCUACAUUUGGCAACACAGGAUUGUUUGGUACGACCUCUACUGGGCCAUUCGGAGGUAAAUAUUAACUUAAAUUCAUUCAGUUUUCCUUUGUCUGAAGCUGAACAGCAUUUUAUAAAAAUAUUUUUAUAUUUAAUUAAGUCUAUAAAAAAUAAAGACAUGGUGUUAGGUUUUUGAAAAUUCUUAUUCUCACACAUGUCCUUCCAUCUUAAAGCCCCACAACAAACUACCCAGCAGCAAGAAGAGGUAAACCUGGCUAAUGUUGCAAUGGCUAUAUCUUUGCCACAAAUUUUCGGAGAUGAAAGGGAUGCUAUUAUUGCCAAAUGGAAUCAGCUUCAGGCUUACUGGGGGACUGGGAAAGGUUACUAUUCACAAAAUGGUGUAGUUGACUUUAAGCCAGACAAUCAUUUUUGCAGGUUUAAGGUAAAAUUUCAUUUUUCUAUUUAAAGCAGUUAGUAACUGUUUUAACUGGGUUUUUUUUUUGUGGCUAUGCUUAUGAACAUUUAUGGGAUUUUUCUCUCUAUCAAUUUGCAGUAUUCCACGAGAUCCAUUUUUUAAGCAAAUAUGACCUUAGCCGAGCUUUUUCUGUCUUCUUAUUUAUUUAGAUAUAGCUUUUAUAAUUUUAAUCACCAGUAUAUUUAUUUACUGGCUACAUUUCAAAAUUAUACCAUCAGUAUUAUUUUCAUUGUCUCUCUUCAACUAUAAAGGCACUUGGCUAUCACCUAAUUCCCAAAGGCAGCAAUGAGAUAGGUCAGGUUGCACUGGUCUUGGCUAAGAAAGUGGAGGAGGUCACUGCAAUGCAGCAGCAAAUUGUAGACACAUUACAGAGGAUUCUUGGAAACAAACCUACAUUGAGUGUAUGCGUUGAAGGCAUAAGACCGCUACCAGAGGACAGGUACAGACUAGUGUCAAGUACUGGUAUAUAGAAUUCAAAUCAAACACAUGGCCAUUUAUAGAAAACAAGCAUUGGCAUUAAAGUGUUCUCAAUUGGUGGGGAUUGAGAGGAACUAUGUGAUAAUGAUGAUGCCUCUUAUGAGCAGUGUCUGUCCUAUCAGACAGUCUUAUGAGCAGUGUCUCACCUAUCAGACAGUCUUAUGAGCAGUGUCUCACCUAUCAGACAGUCUUAUGAGCAGUGUCUCACCUAUCAGUCUUAUGAGCAGUGUCUGACCUAUCAGUCUUAAAAGCAGUGUCUCACUGAUCAAACAAAUUAGGGGUAUCUCACCUAUCAGACACACAUGCACACAUUUGUACUCUCUCAGGCACUGGUGCACUUAGAUAAUAAUUCACACACAUCAAAAGCAUUAUUUUUUUCCAUCAAUAACACAAAAUAAUAACAAUUUUAACACAAAACAAAUAACACAAUAUAAUAACAAUGUUAACACAUUUCAAAUAACGCAUUAUAAUAAUAAUUCUAACAAAUUGCAAAUAACUCAUUAUUAUAAUAAUUUUAACAGAUUACAAAUAAUUAGAUACGGCAGAAAUGAAAAAAAAUAAACCUAGUCUUUUAAUUGGGGAUCAGGCCUCAGCACAGGAUAACCAUCGUGGCUAUUAACUCUCUGAAACAGUAUGGGACAGCCCACCAAUUUAUUAUUUUAUUUAGCCAAGGCCUCGACCCAACCCAAGACCUCCACCCAACCCAAGGUCUCCCUCCUAGUUUAUUUACCUUUGACACUGCUGAGAGCCCUUGAAAAUAUAUAUCUCUUUUGACAUUACUCUUUGCAUAUGUUUAGAUAGGAAGAAUGUGUGAACCAAAUAUUCUUAACAACUGUCAAAACAGAAAAGAAAUAUUAAAAACAAAUAAUGCAGGGCUCAGAAAUUUUCAUGAUGUUAAAGUCACAGUUCAUUUGAUUUUACUUCCUGCAAAGCCAAAAUUAGCUGUCAGUGUUUUAUUUCCUAUAACAAUUUUUUUUUUUUCUUGAAACUUUCAAUAAGUUCAAAAGCUAUACUAAUACUACCUCAUGAUUUUUAAUUUACAGAACAGAGAUAGUGAUCUACAUUUUAGACCGGCCUGCCUCUGGUCCGGCUAAGAGAAUCGGUGCAAAUGAAUUGUUCAACUUCCUGAAUCAGCCAACCCAGAAAAAUCAGAUCGCAUCACAGUUGAAUGUUGAGAGCAUGCUUCCUAAAGUGGGCUGGACUGAUGAGCAGCUAAAGGAAUAUCUGGACAAGCCUCCAGCUGGUAACAUUUGAACACAAAAUUAUUUUUCAGUAAGGAAAUGGGAGCAUGUCAUGAAAUCUAAUGAAUACGUCCGCCGUUUCGCCUGUCUUCUCUUCAGGUUAUUCCUUACUCUGUGUGUUAUAUUUCUUAUUGCUUCAACCUAAACGCACUCCUGGCCAUAAUACCCUGGUAAGGCUAUAGCUUUUUUUUUUUUUGGUAGACAUCAGGUUUUCAAUCCCAUGCCAAGUUAGCUGCUGUCUUCCUAAGAGGUUGAGGUGUUUUACUUAAGAUUUACUUACUCCCCAAGAACAGCAGCCUUACUCGAGUCCUCUCUGCCUCGCUGUUACCCAUAGCUGGGGAGGAAACCUGGCAACUUCAAACCUGCUACCUUUUGGUUGAGAGGCAGGCAAUCUUUCCGUUGCACCACAAGGCUAACUAUAUUUUAAAUCAAUUGUAUUCUUCUCUCCUCUCUCUCACUGGACUGGAUUUCUAAUUGUUGUAAAACAAAAACAAGAAGAGAUUGGUCAGAUCUCCACUCCCACUUUGAGCUUACCCAAUGGUGAAAUUAGCCUGCAGUGGUAAAUUGAGACCUAAUAGAACAAUACUAUUUUCAUCAGAGGCAUUCAAUUUUUUUUAAUGGCUAUCCUAUUUCUUAUACAUUGUUAACAAAUGACUCACAAAUGUAAACAGAGCAUGAUCUAGCAGAAUUGCAAGCUACACAUUAUUCCAAUCCAGGCAUUGAUCCCUUGCUGUGGCAGCAAGCCAAACUGGACAACCCUGAUCCUGAUAAAUACAUUCCAGUACCAAUGAUUGGAUUCAAGGAGUUGCAGAGGAGAUUAAAACACCAGGCUGAGCAAACAAAACUGUACCAACAAAGACUCGAUGUAAGUUUUAAGAUUCCUAAGGGUUCGCAUGAAUGUCUGUGCGCAAUUAUGGUCAGUGGGCUCAUAAUUAGCAGACUGGGCAAGGAUGAAAUCUCUUGCAGAAUAUUAGAGACUAGUAGAAAAACAUGCAGUCUGGUUAACCGGAUUCACUGAAGAAUUUCAUUUUUAAAGUGCUUGUCUUUGCAUGUUGAAUUAAACCUAAGCACGGGAUGCACACAGUGUCAGCCUUUUCUUUUAUGUUCAAACAUUUGUUUUGAAUGCAACUACAGUAGAGCAUCUGUUUUCCAAACUGAUUGUGACCGGGGUUGUAUAAAUUUUUAGGUUAACUGCACUAAAUAAGUUAGUGGAUGGGAAAAAAAAUAUUCUUAUCUCAGUUAUACACGUACAGUGCUUUAUUGACGCAUUUCUUAUACACGUAAGGUGCUUUAUUGAAGCAUUUCUUAAACUUUUUUUUUACCCCGAGGCCCACUUUAACAUUUCAUUUAGCUCCGUGGCCCCCUUCCAUCUUAUUACAAUUUUUUUUUUAAAACCUGCUCUUUUUUUAUGCUUUUUUAUACGUUUUUUUGGGGCCCACGAGAAAUAGAAGUGCAGCUGAGUCUGCCAUUCCAGGAUCGGCCUCAUAAGCCAUUUGAAAUUUGAUGAAGUAUCAAUAGCUACUCCAUCAUCCUGCAAAGACGGAAAUAAGUUGUUAUAUAAACUAGUUAUAGCCCGCUAAAUAAUGGGCAGAGACAAUGCGUGAACUUCCUAUCUACUAACGAUAUGUGACAAAACAUACAUUCAAGUAACACACUUAUAAGAAUCCCAAUUUGUGCCGAGACGCCACCACCCCUGAAUUAAUGUUCAAAUUACCCAUCCCCUUUUACACCUCUGAUUUAUUACACUAUGUUUAAAUUUAGACUAUUUCCGUAAAACCAAUGAAAAUAUUUUGCACCAAAAGCACUGUAUUUUUAUCAGGAAUUUUAUUUUGCACGCUAUUGAACUCACCAUUACACCAUACGUUCUUUCACGCCUAUAGAAUUAUAUGUACAGAUUGUAUUAAUACGUGUCAUAUCAAUGUUGCUUUAGAAAGUUUUGAUUUUGUGCAUCUAUUAAACAAGGUUAUUGCCUCUGACUUGUCUGACCUGCAAACCCAGCACAGCACCAUGCUCUCAAAAUUGGAAGAUUAUAAACGAAAAGAUCUGGAACUUGGCCAUAGGCUGCUUAAGGUACAGCUCAUACUUGUUUACCCUAAAGUCUUUUUAUUAACAUGGGUAAUGGGAUGACCUUAUUAAAGUGAAUAAUUCAUAUUAAAAUGUCUUUAGUUUUGUUUUGAAGAAAGCAAUUAUUUAAAGCUGAUCUGCUAAUCUUUUUUAUUUUGUCGGAAAUUUAAGUGACAAAAUGCUUUAAUGAAAAUUGUAAAGUUGAACGAAAUUUUCCAGGUUGUAGUGAAGCAAGAAAUUUAUCGUAAAAUGGGUUACGCCAUUCAAGUGGAAGAAGAGACACUGAAAGUUCAGCUUGAGCAAUUGCAAGUAGAGCUUAAUCAUCCUACACAGUUUAAGGUAUAAUAUUUUGAUAUUCUCACUACACCGCCAAUAAUUUUUCUUAACUAUGAUCCAUCGUUACCUGGUAACAUAAACAUAAGAACCAUUUGAUUGUAUAUUAUAUCAAAAUAAACUCAACUUAAAAAUCAACUAACCGUGUGUUUUAUUUACAGGGUCGUUUAAAUGAACUAAUGUCUCAGAUGAGGAUGCAGCUACAGAUGGCUUCAGGGCGAGGGGAUCCCACCUACCAGAUGGAUGAAGAUACACAAGCAGAAAUAAAAAUUGUGAGACUUAUGAUUUAUCAUUGUUUGAUUGUGUCAUGGUGGAGUAAUGCUGGUGUUUAAACUUGAUGUUUCAUGUCUCAGAUCCCAUGUACCAAACAGUAUGUAAAUCCAUAACAGUAUUGUCAAACGUGUAAUUAUGAAAAUUAACAGCUUGUUGUUUUUUUUGUUACCAACUCAGAUACUCAAACAACAACAAGAAGGUCUCCAGUACCUGAUUGAAAUCAUCAAAGAAGAUGCCACAGAUUUGCAGCUCAUUGAACAAGGCAUAUCCAAGACACCUGCUAGAUGA
Molecule: messenger RNA, 8293 nt
Organism: Lymnaea stagnalis (great pond snail)
Lineage: Eukaryota; Metazoa; Mollusca; Gastropoda; Lymnaeidae
Source: the annotation of a GenBank genome assembly